UAGUGAACCAACACACGGUAAAUUAAGUAUUUUUUCAUGCGAUUUGUUAUUUGAACCAUUGAAUAUUCAUUUUAAUUUCUGUCUGCAGAGCUUUAGAUUAAAAGGAAAACAUUCGAUACUGUGACGUUUAGACGUUUCGAAGAAUUAUGAAUUUUAGUACAUUUAUAAAGAAAGCAACAACGGUAGUGAAGCAAAUUGCUUUAGUCACCUGCAUUUUUACCUUCAACCAAGGACUAGUAGGGUCUGAGUACAUUGUGAACGUAGCGUCUCAAUCCACACUGGUGAAUCCCGGAGAUAAAUAUGUGGCGUACUGCAAUAUCCCUGGCCAAGGGGCCCUCGACAUUAUCCAGAACUUAAAGGUCAAGUGGUUCCACAACGGUCAGGCCCUGGCCAGUCUGUGUGAGUUCCUGUCAUCUCAUCUCACCCAGAAGUAUUCCUGCAAAGUUGUGUCACCACAGCAGAACAACAUCAGCUUAGAACUCACAGUAUUAAAUGUUCAGAAAGCAGAUGCAGGGAAUCUAACCUGUGAUGUGUAUGAGAAGAUCAAGGAGAAUGAGCAGUGGGUCAGGGAUGAAUUGGUGGCCAUAAAAUCUCUGGCUAUACAAGUCAGAGAGCCAAUCAAAAGUAUGAUGUUCAGGUUUGACGCCAACAAAGACGAAUAUCUCACCCUAGACAACAAUGAGACCCUUCACGCAAUGGAGGUCUUAUCUGGCAAGUACGCCCUCUCUUGUGAGGCGAUCGGUGGCAUGCCAAAAGCCAAUGUCCAGAUCAUGAUGGGCGACCAGAUGAUGCAGGGGAGGAUCAUGGACAUAGAAAACAAGAUGGGCACGGAAUUUGUUGCCGAUGCGACAGAUUUCAGAGGCAACAGCCAAAUUAAUGUAACGUGUACUGCAGAAGUUGAAGGACUACCCAACUCAGAAAUGCAACUAACCUAUCGAGUAGUGGUCAGACAAAGAGAUCCUAAAUUCAGGUGUACCAAUACAUCUGCUGCUGUUAACAACAAACGACACAAAAUUACAUGUGAAGUGUACGAUGUUGACGGUAUUUCUUGUAACAACAUCUUGUGGAAGCGAGGAGACACUGGUGAAGAUUAUGAGCCCGGCAGCUAUUUCAAUAUCAAUAUAGCUUGUACGGAAGUAAAUAUUUCUAAGAUAAAAACGACGUUGGAGAUUCUGCAGGUGACGGCGGAGUAUUUUAAGACACCGUUCAGUGUCAUUUACAAUGACACACUGUCCCACACAAAAGAGUUCCAGCUUAUAAUUCCGGAAGCUAAAUACAGUAACUCGGGAGCGGCCCUGCAGACAUCUCUUGCAUUAAUAUAUUCUAUGUUCUCGUUGGUUUUUUGUUACAAAUACAGUGACUAGGCAACAAAAACAAAGAAAACAAAUAGUAAAGUUGCAAUUAAAGACCUUUUUUGUUUCACCGUGUAAAGCAUAAAGUUGCAUUUUAGUUGACUAUGUAGCAGAGUUUCUUGUCAGAUCCAAAACUCAACCUGAUUUAUUUAAGAUACCAUUUUAAAAAAAAUAGUGUUGAUCAAAAUACGUGAAUUUUAAUAAGAUUAAGAAAAUGGUUUGUGAUAUCAAAAUUUAACAGAUUUUUUUAGAUUCAGAAAAAAUCAGUUUCUAAAAUAAGCUGAAAACAUUAUUGCAGGGAAUAUCUUUUCUGCAGUAAUCUGUUGAAACUCUGUGUGAAACUUUUAGAUUGUUUUACUAUGCUUAUGUUUCCUAAUGUUUUAAUUAUGUUUUAAAAAUCUAUUUUGAUACGUUUUAACUUUCAAACCAUCUGAUUUUCAGAAAACAGACUGUAUAUAUCACUGCGCAUGUUUUUACACAUUCUAAUAA
This is a messenger RNA of Magallana angulata, 1841 nucleotides long. RefSeq lists its product as uncharacterized. The transcript has 8 exons. Bases 147 to 1364 code for a protein of 405 amino acids. The record is from RefSeq and is a predicted model, not a curated record. NCBI's taxonomy places the organism in Eukaryota, Metazoa, Mollusca, Bivalvia, Ostreida, Ostreidae.